This is a messenger RNA of Suillus plorans, 727 nucleotides long. RefSeq lists its product as uncharacterized. The coding region runs from base 210 to 650 and encodes 146 amino acids. NCBI's taxonomy places the organism in Eukaryota, Fungi, Basidiomycota, Agaricomycetes, Boletales, Suillaceae. The record is from RefSeq and is a predicted model, not a curated record. The transcript has a single exon.
AAUUUGUUGAUAUGCUCAACGAAAUGCGUUUCGGGCGGCUUUCGCAAGAAUCAAUCGCCAGGUUCAAGUCUUUGUCACGACCCAUUAACGACGAAAAUGGUCUGGGAGCAACCGAGCUGUCAGUCUUCUGUUCAAUUUGACGGCUGCAUCGAUUGAUUCAAUGCAGCUUCCCUCGUCGAGAGGACGUGGAAAGAUCCAACCAUGGCCGUAUGUCUCAUCUUCAAACCGAGAAAAAAGAGUACUGUGCUUCGGACGGCGGGACGAUCACCGAUCCAAUCCAGCGUGACAAAAUGCUUGCAAACUUCAUGGCACCGAAGAAUCUUGUUCUUCGUGUCGGUGCCCAGGUCAUGUUGAUCAAAAACAUUGAUGAGACGCUCGUCAAUGGCAGCAUGGGCAAAAUUUUACGUUUUGUUGACCCAGCGCUGUACGGGACCGACUAUGAUGAUGUUGAUGGUACCGGGAAUACAGGAAAGCCCAAGUCGGAAAGGAAGAAAACCACGACAACGAACAUGCUCAUGCCGGUCGUGGAAUUUGCGGUGCCGAACAGAGGGCGCAGGGAAGCUAUAAUUAUGACUGAAACCUGGAAAGUUGAGUUGCCUAGUGGAGAGGUCCAAGUGUCCAGGGUACAGGUGUGGCGUUUGAUUGUCUGAUUACACAUAAGCACCUAACCCUUGGUGGUAGCUGCCCUUGAUAUUAGCUUGGGCAAUGUCCAUCCACAAAUCGCAAG